Molecule: messenger RNA, 3490 nt
Organism: Sphaerodactylus townsendi
Lineage: Eukaryota; Metazoa; Chordata; Lepidosauria; Squamata; Sphaerodactylidae
Gene: SLC5A7
Product: solute carrier family 5 member 7
Exons: 10
Coding region: 568-2406 (612 amino acids)
Biological process (GO): transmembrane transport; acetylcholine biosynthetic process; choline transport
Cellular component (GO): plasma membrane; synapse; perikaryon
Molecular function (GO): choline:sodium symporter activity
Source: RefSeq, a predicted model, not a curated record
AGGAGGCUGCAUCUUUGCCAUACCUGCAGCAGAGGGCUGCAGAAACUGGGGAAUUCAAGCCAAGGACCUUCUGCUUUUCUGUUCCUGACUGCCUCCAGAAGGGUUUACAGCUCUCUUGAGAGAAAAGAGCCCCAGAUAAUUUCCCCACUGGGAAGGCUGGCUGGCUGCCUCCCCAGUUACGGCCUCAACGUCCAAUCUGGAAUAAUGGGAAGGGGGAAGGAAAACAACAGUUCCCAAGGAAGAAGGCCAUUCAGUUUCUUAGGUGGUGGAAUGUGCGGGGCCUCUCUUCUGUUCUACACAGGAGCCGAUCGGUGUACAGACUAGCUUGUGAUGCUCUUGUCAAGCUGGAGCUCAGUACAAUGUGCCUGUCCCUUUAAAGCAGGGGAACGCUGCUUCUCACUCUCUGCCUCUGUGGGUGAACGCAAGGCGCUGGGAUUGAGCUGCUUGAUGCCAGAUCAAGGGAAAGUAGAGCCAGAGCGCAGCGAAAGGAGGGAGAAGAGGAAACCUGCUGCAAACAAGCACUCGUAUUAGUGAAAUAGCAUUGCAGACAACCAUCGUGAUUUCAAAAUGCCUUUCCAUGUGGAGGGUCUGGUCGCUAUUAUUGUGUUCUACUUAGCAAUCCUGUUUGUUGGAAUAUGGGCUGCUUGGAGAACCAAAAAUACUGGAAGCGAUGGAGACCGCAGUGAAGCUAUUAUAGUUGGUGGAAGAGAUAUUGGCUUGCUGGUUGGUGGAUUUACCAUGACUGCCACCUGGGUUGGAGGAGGUUACAUCAAUGGGACAGCUGAGGCUGUGUAUGUGCCAGGAUAUGGACUGGCUUGGGCUCAGGCACCCAUUGGAUAUGCCCUUAGCCUGGUUGUAGGUGGCCUAUUCUUUGCAAAGCCAAUGCGUUCCAAAGGCUAUGUAACCAUGUUGGAUCCAUUUCAGCAAAUUUAUGGAAAGCGAAUGGGAGGGCUUAUCUUCAUACCUGCAUUAAUGGGGGAAAUGUUCUGGGCCGCAGCCAUCUUCUCUGCAUUAGGUGCCACCAUAAGUGUGAUCAUUGACAUCAACAUCAAUAUUUCAGUUAUUAUUUCUGCCUUGAUUGCAAUUCUGUACACCUUGGUUGGGGGGCUUUACUCAGUAGCCUACACUGAUGUGGUCCAACUGUUCUGCAUUUUCCUAGGACUGUGGAUCAGUGUUCCAUUUGCAAUGUCCCAUCCUGCAGUGACAGACAUUGGGAUUACAGCAGUCCAUGAAGUUUACCAAAAGCCUUGGCUUGGCUUAAUUGACACCCCCGACAUCUACACAUGGCUUGACAAUUUCCUGUUACUAAUUUUAGGGGGGAUCCCAUGGCAAGCAUAUUUCCAGCGAGUCCUUUCCUCUUCAUCUGCUAUGUAUGCUCAAGUGCUAUCCUUUCUAGCAGCUUUUGGGUGUCUUGUGAUGGCUCUCCCUGCAAUACUCAUUGGUGCAAUAGGAGCAUCAACAGGGAAAACAGGUUUCCAUUCCCAAGACACAGAGCAGCUCUGGUGGAUGAGAAUGAUUUACAUCAAGACAAAUGGUUCAGAGGGGAACCCAUUAGCAUCCUUCUCCAAGUGCUUUCAUCCUGCUUCAGUUCAGAGCAGAGGCGUAGCUCCAAGGGGACGGAGGAGUGCGAUGCACCAGACACGCACCCCUGUGGGGACAUGGCCCCCCCUUCGGCCUCACAAAGGCAGGUCAGCUGCUGUAAUGUCAUCAGCCGACUCAUCCAUCUUAUCAGCAAGUUCCAUGUUCGCCCGGAAUAUUUAUCAACUUUCAUUUCGGCAAAGUGCAUCGGACAAGGAAAUAGUUUGGGUCAUGCGGAUCACCAUUUUUUUGUUUGGCGCGUCAGCAACAGCAAUGGCCCUGCUUGCUAAGUCAGUAUAUGGACUCUGGUAUCUGAGCUCUGACCUGGUUUACAUCAUCAUCUUCCCUCAGCUCUUGUGUGUUCUUUUUAUCAAAGGAACCAACACCUACGGUGCUAUUGCAGGAUACUUGCUUGGUGUUUUAUUACGAAUUACAGGAGGAGAACCGUAUCUCUACUUGCAGCCCUUGAUUUUCUAUCCUGGUUGGUACAAAGAUGAUGAUGACAUUUACGUGCAGAGAUUUCCCUUUAAGACUCUGGCCAUGCUCACCUCAUUCUUCACUAACAUUGCAGUAUCCUAUUUAGCAAAAUACUUGUUUGAAAGUGGCACUUUGCCACCAAAAGUAGACUUCCUGGAUGCCGUUGUUGCAAAAUACAGUAAGGAGAACAUGGACAAGACAACACUUGUGAAAAAUGACAAUAUAAUUCUCAAUGAACUGGCCCCUGUGAAUCCUCGGCACAGUUUGACUCUGAGUACCACAUUCACAAAUCGAGAUGCCUUCAGUGACAUUGAUUCAAGCCCAGAAGUAUCCAAUGCAGAAGAUAAUUGACAGUACCCAACCAAAGAGAAGCCUUUCUUUCACAUCCCCUAUAAUGCAAGAGGGUAUGCCACAAAGAAACGUUGGGGGGCAUUUAAUUGGGAAAAAGAAGAGGAACAAAAUGUCCCUGCACAAUUCUCUAAAUUAAUUUCUAGGAGCAGGAAUUAACUGAAAAGUUUGACUAUAAUAUGUGUUGGAUGGGAUUAUAAAGUAUAUUGUUCCUCCAGCUUUUGAGUUAAACAGAGUACAAAAGUUUUAUUCGGGAAGAAAAUGUCUGAAGUGAGGAAUGUAAAAGGUUGUACUGGGGGAGUGGAAGCUUGCAUUCAGAUUCCUAUGAAAUUCAACUACAGUCAUUCAGUGAUAAUGGUCAACAUUCCAUAGGAAUGAAAUAAAAAGCAAUGUAUCCCAACUAGCCACACAUGAUAUUCUGCUGCUAGGCUGUGCAUAUCAUUUCAGGCCAUGAGGGGUAAGGAAUGUUUGAAUGCACAUGAAAUAUUCCUAAUAGAUACAAUGCUAGCAAGGAGGAGAAGGAUAGCCUUGAAGUCUUUUGCCUGAAAUGGUUGCUUUUUAUAUCAGGAAUAUUUUAUGUCAGGACCCAUUCACAUUUUCUAAUGUCCGUACUUGUAGCCUGAAAUGGACAGUCCAAUAACAGAUGCAUCAUGCCGGGCUUCUGCUCAUCUUUUUUCAAGGUGAUUAUUGCUAAUUACUUAACUGCUUCAUUGCAGCAUACAGUAUCGAAUCCAUUGUCUACAUCAUGAAUUAAUUGUGUGCCUCUCAAUUAACCCUGCAUAGUUAGGGGCAGUAUAAUUCUUGGUACAUUGUUCUCAGUUGUGUAUUCAUGUGACUCAAAUAGUGCAUUGUGUGUCAGCUCCAGGCUAGAAUAUCCUUGGAUAAAUGUGGUUUUGCUGUCCUGGGCCGCAACAGCUUGCGAACCCAGCGUAUACAUUUAAGACUUCUUGAAACAAGCAGCGUAUAGACUUGCAAAGUAGUAUCAUAACCUAUACUCAAGUUCCUAUAUUAUCUGAAAUGCAUAGGCAGUUCUGAGUGCUGGAAGAAGGAAGACCCUUACGAGUUUCAAAAUCCCACCCCACCCCCA